ACAAGAUGGCGGCGGCAGGUCCGAGCACUCGGGCUUCCUCCGCGGCGGCCACGGCGGCUCUGAGUCGGCGGGGCCGCCGCGGCCGCUGUGACGAGACGGCGGCCGCGAAGACCGGAGUUCCGAGCCCGGCCUCCGGCCCCGCGUUGCUAGUGCUGCGCCCGCCGCCGCGGUCGGAGGAGUCGGGCUGCGCCGGGCGCCCGGAGACCCUGGGGGAAGUGGCGGCCCCGCCGUGCGGCCACUCGCGGUGCCGAGGCUGCGCCUCGCGCGCGGCGGGCCCGGGCUGCCGUCGCUGCCGCCCCCGCGGCUCGGGCUGGCCCCGCCGUCGGGCCCGCGACGACGGCCAGGCCGCCGCGGAGCCGCUGGGCGACCGCGCCGGUCGCGGGCAGCCGGAGCGCUGCCGCCCGCGCCGGGAUGGGGGCGCGGCCACCGCGGGGCCCAGGCCGGAGCCGGAGCCGCGCGCCGAGCCAGAGUUUAUAUUCAGAGCACCAAUCAAAUUAAGCAAACCCGGAGAACUUCGUGAGGAAUAUGAAUGCCUGAGAAAGCUGAGAGAAGAGAAGUUACAAGAAGAAAAAACUUGUGAAGACCAGAUCCACAAGAUACUGCAGGAGGAUUCAGAAAUGGGGAAGAGGAAAACAGAUGAACAGAAAAAAAGAGACGAGCCAGUAGUGCUGAAAACUAGCCUGGAGCAGUGUCCUGCACGGCUGUCGGAUUCAGAGAACGAAGAACCAUCUCGGGGCCAGAUGACACAGGCACAUCGCUCGGCCUUUGUUUCCAAGAACAGCUCCUACUCCUUAGCCUUCCUGGCAGGGAAGCUAAACACCAAGGUGCAGAGGAGUCAGAGCUGCAGUGACACAUUGCAGGACAGAGUGAGGAGCAGGCUCAGAACAGCUCCACCCAACAGAGCCAAGGUCACAACUAUAACUCCAGGCUCCACCCCCAUUAUUGGUGUUCUCUUGUCUACUCAAAAUAACCGCUGCCUCUCAGCCCCUGACUUAACCAUAGAAAAGCGCCUGCCCUUCAGCUCCCUUUCAUCCUUGGCUUCCUUGCAUAAGCCCGAGCGCUCUAUCAGCCCGGAAAGCAAUGACAGCAUCUCUGAAGAGCUUAACCACUUCAAGCCUAUUGUCUGCUCGCCAUGCACUCCCCCCAAGAGACUCCCUGAUGGCAGAGUGCUCAGUCCUCUCAUCAUCAAGUCAACACCCCGCAACCUGAGCAGGAGCCUGCAGAAGCAGACUUCUUACGAGGCCAGCCCUCGGGUCCUCAAGAAGUGGGAGCAGAUCUUCCAGGAACGGCAGAUCAAGAAGACCUUUUCCAAAGCCACUCUCACCUCCCUGGUCCCUGAAGCAGGGGAAGAGUUACUGGGCUCUGAAGCUGUCCACUCUAGCAAGGAGAGGCCGCCUUUGGCUUUAAGUACAAGGCUGUCCAGGGCCCAGGUACUCUCAGAGUGUGCUGGGCCCACCUCCACUGCCCUUGAGUAUUUCCCUGCUCAUAACCAGACAAAAGUAGACCAGGACUGUGUUAGGAAAAGGAGCCAUGAGGUCCCGCUGGAAACCUGCCGCUCCUCAGAGCACAGAGGAGCAGCCAGUGGUCCCUCUCUGGAAGAGGAGCAGUCUGAGGAGUCACAGUCCACCGUAGAUGCCACAGUAGUGAAAACUUGUAUAAGCGCAGUCAUGAAGACCUCAGCAGUUAAGUCAGUGCCACCCAAAAAUGAUGUUUUGGGUGGGGUCCUCAAAACAAAGAAACAGCUGAAGACACUCAGUCAUUUUGAUCUGGCUAAUGGCAUUCUGGUCAGCAGCUUAGGAGAGGAGCCAAAUUCUUCCCUGCGCAGGGGCCGGAAGCGGAGCUGUAAGACCAAGCACUUGGAACAAAAUGGUGUUAAGAAACUGCGACCGUCCAGCGGUGACGUGGGCCAGGCCUCCAGAGACCCAAGGCUGAGUGAGGUGGGGCGGAAACUGCAACAGCAGGAGGAGAAGCAGCAGCUGGUUCUGCAGUCACAGCACACAUUUGACAGUGAGAGGCGGACUAUGAGCCGGCGAAAAGGAAAUGUCGAUCAGUAUCUGUUGCGGUCCAGCAGCCUGGCUGGGGCCAAGUAGCACUUACUGCACAGUGUAAUGUCACUUGCUCCUCAGAGGCCCUCAGUCAUUUACCCAAAAGAGCCAGCUGAGUGUUCUCACUUUGGGUUUCUUUUCAGUGGCAAAACACUGUCUAAUCUGGUUCUGAGAGGUUUCAGGGCCUUGGUAAUCAAAAGCCAAGUGUCUGCAUCUUUGGUUCUCUAGGACCUGGGCUAAUACUCCUCACCCCCUGAGCGAGCCAACUCUGAAGGCUUCUGGACCCAAAUCUGGUAACACCGACUUGGAAUGAGAUUGGGAAUGGCCUCGUUCACGAACAUGAUGGCCAGAGUUCGAGAUGCUAGGGAGAGGGGAUGCCUUCUCACACAUAAAACCCCUGGCUUCUUACAGCAGAGCUGUUUCCAGUUAGCCUUACAGAGACAAGCAGUGCAGUACUUCAGAAGAGUCCAGAUAAAUAGCUGAUCUUGUUCAUCUUUCGCUCCCCUUUGCCACAAGUAACUCUACAUACCCAAAUCAGUUGAGCUUAGAACUUUUGCUUCUACAGAAGUCGAUUUACAUUCUGUGUUUAAACUAUGACAUUUGAUUGAUGCUGUGUGAUUAACACCUGGUCUUUCUGAGGCCUAACUUGUAAGUGCUGUCAGCUGGGUGAUGAAGCCGCAGUGCAGACAUUCAGGUUCUCUUAGCUGCCAAGUGGCAUAGCGCAAUCUGACCACUGGGUCUCCUGGCCACAAGUCGCAUGGAUUCUCCACAAUUGUACAGUGCCCAAAGGAAAUCCAUCCUAAGGGUGUGCCAGGGCUACCUAGGGAGACUGGCUAGGCCCUGAACGUGACCCUGCAAAGCCCACCUAGAAGCAAUUGACAUUGAUGGGAUGUAGAUCAUAGGACUGCAGUGAUCUCUCCCUAGCCUGUUUACAGGCUCCUGUUUUCCUAGGAGUCCCAGCCUAUUAGACAAACUAGGAGGUUUUCUUACUACUUUCCACGUGGCAAUGGCUAUCUGCAAUUUUUCUAAAAAUCAUGAAAAAACUUGCCCCAAAGUCAGGCAGAGAACAAGCUGAAACUCCAUACUGUGGAAACAAGGAAUCUAGCUGGAUACAGCUGGUAAAUUCAGUCCCAUGGACCUUUGGGGUUUAUUUUUCUUAGCAGCUGACACCGUGUGUCUUUUGCAUCCCUGGUGGUGCUUGGUGCUUCUGCCCUUCUGGGCUCAUUGAGAAUAGGGAUUAUGAUAGGAUUUUAGGGACUCUCAGGUGGGCUGGCCUUCCCUGUGUCUGUAUGAGUUGUUACCAUAAUCAUGUGACUGGCAUUUUAACAAACCUUCCAAAGCUUUUAUACCCAUCCUGUGAUGUCCCCUUGAAAGAUCCCAGCAGGAUACUGCAUAGUUCUCCAGUGAAGUUGCCUUUGAUCAGAAUGUUUCCAAAACAUUCAAAGUCUAGAAGUAGCUGGCACUCCAAGCUCACUGCUCAGUGCCCGAGUGAGGGUGCCUGUGGUGCUGCGUGCUCAAGGCAGAUGGUAGUCUUUUUGGGAUUCUAGAAGAGAGAACUUUAGAUUUCAAAUUAGCCAGGGCUGGUUGAAGCUUCUGAAGGGAGGGAGGAAGCCAGGUGUCCCUUGAAGCAGACAGAGCUACUUUCUCUGCAGCUCAUAGUUGACUGUUUCCAGGGAUGCUGGGUGUGUGUGGCCAUUACCAAGAUAGGUGGCUUCAGCGGCUGCUCUGGCGGGGAACCCGUGUGAGCCCCAGGGUGUGGGUGUAUGUUUUAAAAGCAUAGUAGUCUUACUACUUUAUACUCAUGCCACUUUACUUCCCAUCCUGGCAACUUAACGCUUUGAGGGCUGCUGAAGGCGUGAGAGUGCCCCAAAUAGGAGAGUGAGCCCUGGUCUGCAUACACCAGGACAUUCCAUUGGAGAAAACUGUGAAACUCCUGCCAUUUCACUCAUUUCCUUUAUGAUCUUAGUAAUUGUUAUUGGAAGGCUAUUACUGGGGAGUAUCAAAGAUACCUAUUUUUUCACUUGCCACCCUUUUAUAUGGCACUAGUCAUUAGAAAAACACUUUCAGUUGCAAUUAUUCUUUGGUUUUGGGAAAAAGAUUAACUAUUUUAAUAGAUGAAAGAUAUAUAUUUUAAAUAUCCCCUCGCUCCUAGUGACUACCUUCGUAAGCGUGUGCAACAGUGGCAGCACUGUGGCCUCGGGUGCAGUGCUGCUGCUGAGUGAGUGUUGGGGAUGCUGGCUGGGCUGGGGCUGGUGCACCCUCAGUGAGACUUGGGGCUGUAGCCGCUGAGCAGCGGCCCUGGGAGUAGCAGCAAGGCAGCUUAUGUUGAGGAAUGGCGCACUCUUCGGUCUGCCUAGCUUCGAAGGUGGAAAACUGCUAAAGUAUCUGCGUGCAAGGUGCUCUCAGAAUUAAGUCACUGACACCCGAACACCUGAAUUUUCGUUCCUGAAAAUUCCUAUCUCGGGAUUUGACUGAAGCCCAUGGCAACUACAGCUGUUGCUGUGGCUCCCCUAGAGAGUAAGUAGACAGGGAAAUAGGGUGUUUGGGUUGGUAAGCUGGAGUGGAAGGUACCGUUUCACAGAGUACUUCUCGCACGUCACCGCAGUCUUAGUCACCAUGCAUAUUGCCCACAUUCUACUGUGUCCUUGUGUGUAUGCAUUCUGCUUUUUUUUCUUAUUAAAGAGGAAAUUAUGAGGAACAGGAGAGUAAGUCUUUCUGAUGGGAAACCCAAGAGCUACGCCAUCCCUCAAAAGGGCUUGGUUGCCCGUCUGCAGAGAAGGUAACCCUGGUGAUAGUCAUGAAUGGCUGCUUGUACCUGUUGGCAGAAGCCAUCUGGGCCUAAUGGAUUGAUACAGUCAGGAUUACUCAGCCAGCACCUGGCCUCUGUCCCUUAGUUGCCCCUUUAAAAAAAGCCCUGGUUGAGGCUUGUCUAGGAAUCCUUUCCUAAUUAACUUCAUUAAUUAAAGAAAAAAAAAUCAUUCUUUGUGUGGAGGAAAUACUGGUCAUAAUUUUUUUAAGUUAAAUCACCCCUCAUAAAUUAAAGCUAUUUAAUUAUUAUCUGAUUACAAACUGACCACUGACUAAAAUGUAAAACUGCUGGCUGAAGGCUGUGUUCAUUCAGCGGGCACCUACAGUAGGCACUUCGGAGCUCUUAGACACCCCAUCCUGUCCUGGACGGUAUGGAAAUCCCUAUUGUGGAGGGAUUGCUCGGGGCAGUGUGUGGACGUGUGUUCGGCUGGAGAGUGCAGUAAUGGUCUUUGAAAGGCCAUUUCACCUGUGCUAAGGCUCUUCGGGAGAUUGCACGCAGCAGGUCGCCCACAGUAUUUCCCGUACCUUCCCAGUAUUUAUGAGUUUGAUUAACUUGGCUUCUAUUCCCUAAGUAAUUUUCCCAAAGAAGAAUAGAUUUUCUCCUGCAGUGAUUAUCGAACAAAUCGCCCCUGUUCCGAAGCUGCUUUUGGCCCUGAUAGGGCCAAAGAAACCUGUCCUUGAUGACCUCCUAAUGUAUCCCAAACUGACCUCUCCCCAGAACCAGCAGUGGCUUUCUUCCCACCUUGUCAUUAAAAUGGAGGGUACCAAGGCUAGCUCAUCAUUAUGGGAUGUAAAAUCUGGACCAGCCCCAGCCUCUAUCUUUACCACUGUUCUGGUUUCCACUGUAGUUCUCUAGGACCCGAAUAAUUGUGAAAGUUUCACAAUUUGUGAAUGAAGGGGACAUGCAAAUGACAGGUUUUAAAAUGGCUUUUUCUUGUGUUUUCUUUGUUAAAAUGUACCUUUAUUCCUGGAAUACACCUGUAAUGUGUAGGGUACUUAGUGGGAAAACCUCAUAGUGUGAGCUAAGUAAUGAGUGGAAUUUUGGUUGGAGUAGUUGUCAUUUUAAUUACAGCCUUUGUUGUUUCUUUCAAAAAUUAAACUCCACAGGGCCUUAACCCUUUCUUUGCCAGCCCUUCUCUCAUCAGCCUGUAGGAUACUCUCUAGAUUUAGCCUUUAGGGUGAAUGGAGCUGGUUAUAAGUUCUUAUGAUCCAGUAAGGUGUGAGGAGCAGAUGUUGGGAACGCAGCUGUUGCACAGGUUUUCUCUGGAAGAUGCCCCGGAAAUGCACCUUUCCCAGAUGGCUAUCCACUGCAGCAUUCUAAAGAUUGUUCUGUAGAGGAGACUUAGAGAUACACAGAGGUUACCAGUAUAGUCAAACUGGAUGGAGGAAGACGUGCCAAGCCCACAUGAGCAGAUGGCUCUGUGUAUUGCCAGUAUUUCUUCUGAGGGGGGAAAUAUAUUCUUGUGUUUUCUGAGUGUGUUAUCAGGAAUGUGGGAUCUUAAACCAUGUGAGAGCUGACUUUACACUGUAAGCUCCGUCUGUCUUCUGGUGCCUUUGGGUCCAGAAGGAGUUAGACAGUGCCAUGUUAAUGCCAGGCUAGCUCAUGUCCAGUCUGUACCACUGACUGUGAGGCACAGACAAUUCAGUCUUCAGAUGUCAAGCUGGGUAAGGAGCAGCUUCCAACUUGGUUCUAGAUUCCUGCAGCAGCAGUCAGGUUCUCCCUAGCUGAGCCACCAGUGCAGCCCAGCAGGUCCCAGUUUGCAUCAGACAUGUCUGUCCCUAAGCCUCCAGCAAAGCAAGGAAACAGAUACUAUGCAAGACGGGAAAUAACUAGCUGAAAUGCCAACGUGUUUUGUUUUGUUUUUCACCUGAUGCGCUGUUUACUCCUAACUGUACAAAUACAAUUGUUCUAAGAGCCAAGAGCAGAACCUUUCCACCUAGAAAUAGAAAAUGCUUGUCUGUUGGCUUUAGGCUACCUGCUACAGCUCCUUGUGGUCUGGUGGUUGUGACUUAUUCAACCUGUUUACAUUAGAGAUGGGGCCCUGGAUCCUGGUGGACUGCCACUGCUCUGUGUACCCCCUUGACUCUUUGACAGAGGACUUGGGGCAGGGUAUGCCCUGUCAGGGCUUUUACCACAAUGGUGUGAGAUCAAAUGGGAUGAUGUGUGAUUGAUACAGUACCAAAGUGCAUUCUUCAAUGUGUAUGUGCCUGUUCCAGGCUAGGCCCAAGGUGAAAGUGCAGUAAAGCAGACUCAUUAAAGCAAA
Molecule: messenger RNA, 7117 nt
Organism: Meriones unguiculatus (Mongolian gerbil)
Lineage: Eukaryota; Metazoa; Chordata; Mammalia; Rodentia; Muridae
Gene: Rnf169
Product: ring finger protein 169
Exons: 6
Coding region: 6-2090 (694 amino acids)
Biological process (GO): double-strand break repair
Cellular component (GO): nucleus; site of double-strand break
Molecular function (GO): nucleosome binding; ubiquitin-protein transferase activity
Source: RefSeq, a predicted model, not a curated record